This is a messenger RNA of Mandrillus leucophaeus (drill), 2521 nucleotides long. It is a transcript of the gene MAPK1IP1L, whose product is annotated as mitogen-activated protein kinase 1 interacting protein 1-like. Lineage: Eukaryota; Metazoa; Chordata; Mammalia; Primates; Cercopithecidae. Bases 206 to 943 code for a protein of 245 amino acids. The transcript has 4 exons. The record is from RefSeq and is a predicted model, not a curated record.
GGCCUGAGGGGAGGGGGAGAGCGGGCGGAGGCGGUGCGCUCGGCGCUUCCUGUUCCGGCGCCAGGAGGAGCCGCGCGCUGCUGGUGCUGUUGCCGCCGCUGCUUUCCCUGCCGUCAGUCAGGCUGCGCCCGCUUCUUCAGGGCCCAGUCCCUCGGACCCAUCGCCGCUUCUAGACCCUACUGCGGUCUCGGAUAUUGCCGGGAAAAUGUCUGAUGAAUUUUCGUUGGCAGAUGCACUACCUGAACACUCCCCUGCCAAAACCUCUGCUGUGAGCAAUACAAAACCUGGCCAACCUCCUCAAGGCUGGCCAGGCUCCAGCCCUUGGAAUAAUCCGAGUGCUCCACCUUCGGUGCCAUCUGGACUCCCACCAAGUGCAACGCCCUCCACUGUGCCUUUUGGACCAGCACCAACAGGAAUGUAUCCCUCCGUGCCUCCCACCGGACCACCUCCAGGACCCCCAGCACCCUUUCCUCCUUCUGGACCAUCAUGCCCCCCACCCGGUGGUCCUUAUCCAGCCCCAACAGUGCCAGGCCCUGGCCCCACAGGGCCAUAUCCUACACCAAAUAUGCCCUUUCCAGAGCUACCCAGACCAUAUGGUGCACCCACAGAUCCAGCUGCAGCUGGUCCUUUAGGUCCAUGGGGAUCCAUGUCUUCUGGACCUUGGGCGCCAGGAAUGGGAGGGCAAUAUCCUACCCCUAAUAUGCCAUAUCCAUCUCCAGGGCCAUAUCCCGCUCCUCCUCCUCCCCAAGCCCCUGGGGCAGCACCACCUGUUCCAUGGGGCACCGUUCCACCAGGAGCCUGGGGACCACCAGCACCAUAUCCUGCCCCUACAGGAUCGUAUCCCACACCAGGACUCUAUCCUACUCCCAGUAAUCCUUUCCAAGUGCCUUCAGGACCUUCUGGUGCUCCACCGAUGCCUGGUGGCCCCCAUUCUUACCAUUAAGUUAACAAUGGACGAAGAGAUGACGCUUUGCUUUUUGAAGUACAUAUAUAUGCACAUGAAUGCAUAUAUAAAAAUUGCUGGUUUCACUAUUAGAGGGCAUUCAUGAAAGAACAACUCUUGCACCUCUCAGAGAAGAUAACUGCCUCUUGUACUUGGAUGUGUAGUACAUCAUAUGUAUACAAUCAGAUAAAAGCAUAGAAGUAAAUCAUUCAGAUGUGAUUUUUAUUUGGUUUUCAUGGAAAGUUAAAGUGAUAAAGUAUAUUGAAUAGCUCUUUGACAGAAUUUGUUUAAAUUAUGAAACUACACACUUAAAAAUCUAAGAUGUGGAUUAUUGUUAGAAUCUGCAACUUCAUUGGUAAAUUAUUUCAAGUAUUUUUCUAUAAUCACUUUCCCCUUCUAAAUAAAUAAACUUUGAGAUUAACCCGUCAUAAUCCAAACAAAUAAUGCCUCAGCAUUUUGAGCUACUCUGUCGGACAAAUAAACCUGUUCCUCUUGAGGUUAUAUUUUGGAUAUACAUUUUUAAACUGUCAGUAAUUAUUGUCAGAUGUGGAUGGAGUUCAAUAGCCAGCCAGUGUUCAUUUUUAUCCUUGAGCUUUCAGUAAAAACUUCCUGGUUUUAUUUUUAGUCAUUGGGUCAUACAGCACUAAAGUCUGCUAUUUAUGGAAACUAACUUUUUUGUUUUUAAUCCAGGCCAACAUGUAUGUAAAUUAAAUUUUUAGAUAAUUGAUUAUCUCUUUGUACUACUUGAGAUUUGAUUAUGAGAUGUGCAUAUUGCUUUGUGAAGAGCUUGAGGAAGGAAAUAAUUCUCUCCUUUGUUUUGAACCUCAAACUAGAUAAACCCUAGGCAUUGCUUAAUUGCAACAGGUAAUUUUCAUUCCCACAAAAACCUGAGGCACCUCUUCUGCCCAGAGCUUUCCCUGUAGCCACCCCCCCCACUUGCCCUUGGUUCUUUAGAAGGAGCACAUCCCUUGAUUCCUCCCUGAUGUGGUAAACUGGCACACUCUAGGGGUCUAAAACAUAAAACAGUUGUGUUUAGAGAACCUUAAGUCAUGCAGACAUGACUGUUCUCUUUGUACAAGUGUGAAUCAAAAUAUGUAUCUGUUUUUCAGAGUCUGGUUAAGCUAUGUCAUUGUCUACUGCAUAGUUUCCUGAGUCUAUUUGUAAAGUGCUUAUGGCUAACAGUUCAGUUCUGUAUUUGUUGACAGGUAAAUAAGUGGAGUUGAGUGCCAUCUUUGAAAAAUUUACCCUCUAGCUCUAACACUGAAAAUAAUAAUAAAUUGUAGAUCUCUGCAACUAAGUUUAAAGCAGUGUGACUGUGUUGCUUAAAUAUUACUGUUUAUAACCACCAAAAAAGUCCUAGUAGUUUUUUGGCACCUUAUGUUUAAACCAGAUUCUUAGAUUUAGGGUAGACCUGACCUUGUUAUUUAUUAGAUAACAUUUUGAAUGUAUCCAUUGGAUUUCUAAAAUGUAUUGUGAAUUUCUCAGACAAACAGGAUUUAUGCUGGAGCUCUGUUUUGCUUAGAAAUAAAAUAUUUAGUAGUUUAUUUCUGCUCUAAUUAAAAUGUCAAGAAUGCCAAA